ACACACACUCUAAGGUUGUCAGGGGUGACCAACACAUUGUGAUUGUCAGACUUCAGAAGUGGAGUUAUGAAGACAGCAUGGAGUUGGCUCAUCUUUUGUCAUUUAACUCUGGCUGAUUCAGCCAGUACUUCCAGAGGUGAUGAAUGCCUACCUUGCUUACCCCUAUACCUGGCUGUUCCAAAGUAUGCCGGAUGGAUUAGAAAGGAGAAACACUGGAAGCCUAGAGGUCAAUUAUGUGGUUAUUGCAAUAGUACAGACCUUGAUGCUGGGGAGAAACCUGGAUUUCCCAAAUUUAUAAAACCCAGUGACCCUGGGGUUCAAAAAGCAGCCAGGUUUGCAGUUGAAAGGUUUAACAAUUGCACAAAUGACCUCUUCUUAUUCAAAGAACUUCACAUUGAUAAAGCAAUGGUGCAGCUCGUGAAAGGACUAAAAUAUAUGAUUGAUAUGCAUAUAAGCCGAACAACUUGCAAGAAGAAUGAACAUUACAACUUGGACAACUGUGACUUUCAAAGAGAUAGAACUUUACAGCAGACAUUCAACUGCUAUACUGAAGUUUGGGUCAUUUCCUGGCUCCAAAAGACCGAGGUACUUGUUCUCCAUUGUCAGUGAUUUCUUGCUUCUCUUCAACCGAAGGCUGGAUUGGUGCUUUGGUUUUCAGCUCAGUCUUCACUUUCUGCCUAUUACAGAUAGUCUGUAUUUUUCAAACGUAUUUGUGCCUUAGAGCCCACUAGAACUUACCUGAACUGAUGCUGAGUGAAGUGAGUAGAACCAAGAGAACAUUGUACACACUAAGAGCAACACUGUCUGAUGAUCAGCUAUGAUAGACUUAGCUCUUCUCAGCAAUACAAUGGUCUAAGACAAUUCCAAAAGGCUCAUGAUGGAAAAUGCUAUCC
Trichosurus vulpecula (common brushtail) is the source of this 893-nucleotide messenger RNA. RefSeq names its product cystatin F (gene CST7). Bases 67 to 609 code for a protein of 180 amino acids. The transcript is spliced from 5 exons. Lineage: Eukaryota; Metazoa; Chordata; Mammalia; Diprotodontia; Phalangeridae. Gene Ontology annotation, biological process: immune response; negative regulation of microglial cell activation; positive regulation of myelination. The record is from RefSeq and is a predicted model, not a curated record. Gene Ontology annotation, molecular function: cysteine-type endopeptidase inhibitor activity. Gene Ontology annotation, cellular component: Golgi apparatus; endoplasmic reticulum; late endosome.